Molecule: messenger RNA, 491 nt
Organism: Ceutorhynchus assimilis (cabbage seed weevil)
Lineage: Eukaryota; Metazoa; Arthropoda; Insecta; Coleoptera; Curculionidae
Source: the annotation of a GenBank genome assembly
AAAAACCAAGAUUAGAUAAUAUUCCAUACAUUUUGAUCAGGCAGGUGGCAAAAUAUAAAUUAUAUUGCACAAAAUGACUCGCCUAAUAUUAGUUUCAGUUGCCCUUGCAAUAAUUUUUGCAAACAAUGUCCUGAGUGAUUCUCAGCGAUGCUAUUGGUGUUCGUCUAUAGCUGGAGCCCCAUUUUGUGAUGCCGUCUUAGACCCCUCCACCUCCGGGGCACAGUCCUGGGUGACCGAGGAAACUUGCGGAAAUAGUACCAGUCACGUUUGCGUGAUUGUGAAAUUGAAUGCUACGGAAGCCUAUAUUUAUGAAAGACAUUGUGCGGAAGCUACUAGAGACGGCAAGGAAUUUUGCGAAUAUGUCGUCGAUGAUCUUGACGCCAAUUCUACUUUGGUGGAAUGUAAAACUUGUGACACUGAUUUAUGUAAUACGGUUUUGUAGAUAGAUUGUAUCAAAUUUGAAUUUAAAUAAAGUAAUUGUACUGUUUGAA